UAAAAGCCAUUCUGUCCCCACCCCAACUUAACAUUCCUUGCUCGGAAACUGAUCUCAUCAUUAUCAACUUAAAGCUCGCUCGUAUCAUUGCUUCACGCAUUUGAGAUUAAAGAUGAAGUUGUUGGCGUUUUUCUUGUUAUGCUUGGCGGUGAUGGUUAACUCCACUCCGAUGGAACGAAAAAAGAGGUCUGUCAUGACAAUGGCGUCAGGAUUUCCUUUUGGUACAGGUGCUUUCGCUGGUACAGGCUUUGGAGGAUGGCCUAUGUUUAGUCCCUGGGAUAUGCCAAGACCUUACAUGCCCAUUCCAUGGCCUAUGUUUCCAAUACCAACUAGGCCGUGGUAUGAAGGGGAGAAUGUAUGCACAACUACCAAAGAGAUAGAGGAUCCAAAAGAACUGCAGGAAUGGUUUGAUGAAGCCUCUCCAAAUAUAGACUACAACCACCAAAGUGAACAGUGCCAGGGAACGAGUUCAAAAUAUGUCUGCUUCAAGAGGUACUCAAGCAAUGGGGUGUCAAAGAUGCAAAUUACUAAAUAUGAGUGUUGCCAUGGUUUCGUACGCAACGGUGGUUCUGGAUGCAUUGAAAGUCCUGCUACAACACAAAAAUCAGGUGGACGCAGACCAGAUUCAUACUACUUUUAUCCCAUUCAAGCAACCACAGACUCUUCUAGAAGUGGUGUAGAAGCUGUACCUAUCCAAUAAAAGCAUUGGUUAAUGAACAUUUUGGAGUGCGAAGGAAAAUUUCUUUCGAAAUGUGAUUGUAUAUUGUAUUGCAUUUAAUAAGAAUUAAAUGUUUUAUUUUGUGAUGA
Molecule: messenger RNA, 807 nt
Organism: Parasteatoda tepidariorum (common house spider)
Lineage: Eukaryota; Metazoa; Arthropoda; Arachnida; Araneae; Theridiidae
Source: RefSeq, a predicted model, not a curated record